This is a messenger RNA of Nannospalax galili (Upper Galilee mountains blind mole rat), 1389 nucleotides long. RefSeq names its product melanoma antigen preferentially expressed in tumors-like. NCBI's taxonomy places the organism in Eukaryota, Metazoa, Chordata, Mammalia, Rodentia, Spalacidae. The coding region runs from base 1 to 1389 and encodes 462 amino acids. The transcript is spliced from 3 exons. Gene Ontology annotation, cellular component: cytoplasm. The record is from RefSeq and is a predicted model, not a curated record.
AUGGACCACAAGGAACCAGACACACUGUUUGACCUUGCUACACAAAGUCUAUUGAGUAAUGAGCGUGCAGCGAUCCAUGCUCUGGGGGUGAUGCCAAGAAAGCUUUUUGUUCCAUUUUUCAAUGCUGCCUUCCUGGGUGGGCAUAAGAAUAUCCUCAUGGCAACUGUGAAGAUGUGGCCCUUUCCCUGUCUCCAUAUGGGGACAUUAAAGGCACGGGAAUCACAGUGUGAACUCGUGAAAACCAUGGUUGAGAGUCUUCAGGUCCUUCCUGCCCAGGACUCAGCAUCUUGGAACCCUAAACUGAGGAUUCUAGAUUUAAGAGAGAAUGCUGUCUGCAGGAAUGUAUGCCCUGAAAGCCAUGAGAAGUCACAUACUUGUUUUCAUUCCUGUGCUUAUUUUGAACACACUGCCCAGAAUACAGAAGCGCAGUGUAAUGUUGCAAAUGCACAGUCUGAGGUUCAGUCCUCCAGGCAUUCUGUGCAAUUAAUAGUGGACCUUUCCCUUGACGGUACCUUGAGGGAAAGGACAUUUUUUUCUUUGCUUUUGAAUAAAGUGGAGCAGAGCUUAGGGUCUUUGCACCUCUGUUGCCGAGAUUUGAAAAUCAAUAAAUUGUAUAAUUGCAAAAACACCUUGAGAUUCCUGAAUUUGAAAUGUGUUAAUCACCUGGCAGUUGAAAUAGCUACUCUGAAUGAAGUCACUAAACUUUUGUCUCUGGUAUUCCAGCUGGACAAACUUAGUUUGUCUAAAAUCACUUGCACAUCUUUCAAUGGGAAGGCCUUUAAAGACUUUACCGCUCAUCUGAAUCAUAUGUCCAAACUCAAAGAGCUCACUUUGUCUUCUUUCUGCCUCACCGAUCAUAUUGGAAAUCUUCUGAGAGGCCUUCCACUUCCUUUGGAUUGCCUGAGUCUGCCUCUCAGUGGACUUUCUAGCAAUGAUUUCAAAUUUCUGUCCCAGUGCCCGCAGACUAACUACCUAACGCUGUUGAAUCUUAGUGACAACCGAAUAUUUUGGGGAGAUUGUGAGCCCUUUCAGGAUCUGCUAGAGAAAGUCUCUGGUACUCUGAGGCAUCUAGAAAUAGAUCACUGCCUGAUAACAGAUUCUGUAAUGUCUGUUAUCAUCCCAGCACUAAGCCACUGUUCCCAACUCCGUGUGUUUAGCUUUGCCUCCAACCCCAUAACUAUGAGUAUGCUCACAAGAAUUCUGCAUCACUUAACACACUUAACAGAGUUAAAGUAUGUGGUUUAUCCCAUCCCUGUGCAUUGCUUUCUAUUUUGGCCUUUUCAGGACAGGUUAGACAUUCAGCAGCUUGCUGAUGUACAAGUGCAAUUGAAGAGGUUGCUAACGGCAGCACAGCGGACUGACAUGAAAUGGAUCACUUAUUCUGACUAA